CGCACAUCUUGCACUUCUGCAGGGAAGCGACCUGAUCUGAAUCUGGAGCUUCGAAGGUCAGUCUUGCCAGGCUGGGAGAUCGGAGAAUCAGAUCAUCGGUCUUCUCCCAUCUGGCUUCGGACGACAUGCUUCUUCGUAUAAGGUCCCCUGCGGGGACAUCUCGUAUCAACGUCGAGCCCACGACGCCUGGUGAGGAACUCGCCAAUCUCAUUCUCGGAACCAUCCCUCCAUCUGAGCCGCAACCCGACCCAUCUACUCUCAAGCUGAGUAAUCAGCCUGGAAAUUCUGGUGAAAGCGUGACGUUUGAUGCUUUGAGAGGGCGAAAAGUGGGAGACAUGGGCUUCAGACACGGAGAUCUUUUGUUCCUCUCCUACAGAGCUGUAGAGGCCUCAACUUCGACGUCCCAUCCACCUCCCCAACCGGACCCAUCCCACCCUCAUACCCAUACGGACCCGCCACUACCCGGCGUCAUCCCCUUGGCAGACCUCUCCCGUGUCGAAGAAGAGCCCAUCGAUAUCUAUUGGAAUGGUCAAGAUGGCAAGAUCGCUCGGAAACGAGAUCCGAAUUUUUGUCGUCAUGGCGAAAAGGGCAUGUGCGACUAUUGCAUGCCAUUAGAACCCUACGAUCCCAAAUAUCAAUCUGAGAACCAGAUCAAACAUCUCUCAUAUCAUGCUUAUCUUCGCAAAUUACUCUCAACUCGAUCCGCUUCAUCUCCAUCCUUACCUCCUCUCACGCCUCUCUCUCUUUCCGUCAUGACCCCCUGUCCUACUGGCUCUCAUCCUCCAUUUCCUGCUGGCAUUUGCUCAACCUGUCAGCCCUCCGCCUUGACCCUCACUUCACAGCCGUAUCGAAUGGUGGAUCACGUGGAGUUUUCCAGCCCCUCCAUCAUCAAUGGACUGCUUGAUGCUUGGAGGCGGACAGGAACUCAGCGCCUGGGGUUCCUCAUUGGCAGAUUCGAGAAGUAUGAAAAAGUACCCAUGGGAGUCAAGUCGAUCGUUGAAGCUGUUUGGGAGCCUCGACAAGAGGGCGAAGUUGAUGGUCUGACCAUUGAGACCCCAUGGUCAGAUCAAGAUCGAGUCAGCGAGAUUGCUUCAUGGUGCGAGAAGGGUCUCUGUGUCGUCGGCAUGAUCUACACAGACCUCACGCCCGCCGAGGACGUCACCAAGGUCCUCUACAAGCGCCACGCCCAAUCCUUCACCGCAUCCUCCCUAGAAAUGCUGCUCUCCGCCGCUUACCAGAUCUCUCAUCCCCUCAAGACCAAGUCAUCCACCACUGGCCUCUUCUCCUCUCGUUUCGUGACUUGCUGUCUCACCGGAACCGAGGAAGGUGGCAUCGACGUGAUUGCCUGGCAGGCGACUGAGCAAGCCGAAGCUAUGGUGCGAGCCGGAAUCGUCGAGGCGAGCGUGGAUCCUGGCACAGUUCGAGUGCGGAAACCUGGCGAUGGCGAAUACAUACCUGAAGUCUUCUACAGUUUCAAAAAUGAGUACGGUAUACAAGUCAAGAUGCCGGCCAAGCCCACAUUUCCAGUCGAAUACCUUUUUGUCAACGUGACCCAUGGUUUCCCCGUGGAACCCAAUCCUCUUUUCCUCAGCAAUUCAUUCCCCACCGAAAACAGACCUGGUCUGCAUGAUCAGUCGUUAGAGGUGGUCAUUGCCCAGCUUUCUUCUAUCAUUAGUUCAAGCGACGGUCGGGUUGGAGACAUCGACACCUGGCCGCCUCGGAUACGCAACGAAGUCUCCAAGUGGUUGAGCGAUUGGCACUUGGUCGCGUUCCUAUGCAUGCAAGGCAUGUUCAGCAAUGAUGAACAAAAACUGCUGUGCCGAGCCGCCACUGCUCAUGCGCAUCCCAAUGAUAAGCAGUCGCUCGAGCUGUUCUUACACUGUGCUGGAUGGCAGACUCUCUUGACUAUUGCUGAAUCAUCGAGCUCUGCUCGAGAUGCCACGCCCUCCGCAGCGUUCGACGCCAUGGGUAUAGAAUCGCCGACACGUGGUGCAUCGGGAGCUUCUUCAGCCCGCUCGUCUACUCCUCUGGCUGCAUCUAGCGAGAAGAUCUGCCCCCACUGUACAUUUGUGAACCCCUCCAGUCGCUCAGACUGUGAGAUCUGUGGUUUACCGUUAGAUGGAUAGAUAUGUAUGCAUCAGCGCCACAGAGUCGUUCAG
This is a messenger RNA of Kockovaella imperatae, 2159 nucleotides long. Its product is annotated as putative ER-associated protein catabolism-related protein. The transcript is spliced from 8 exons. Bases 126 to 2126 code for a protein of 666 amino acids. Gene Ontology annotation, biological process: ubiquitin-dependent protein catabolic process. Lineage: Eukaryota; Fungi; Basidiomycota; Tremellomycetes; Tremellales; Cuniculitremaceae. The record is from RefSeq and is a predicted model, not a curated record. Gene Ontology annotation, cellular component: nucleus. Gene Ontology annotation, molecular function: ubiquitin protein ligase binding; ubiquitin binding.